AUGAAGCAUUACAAGCCAACAUUCCGGUGCGAGAUUGAGGGUGUCGCAGAGACGCAAAACCUGCCCAUCGAACAAGAUGCGAAGGAGGCGAAAGACGGCAUCACGACAACAGCCGACGAGGUCACUGGAUACAAAGUCAAGGCAAGUCCUCGGCUGCUGGAUCGGUGGCUGGACAAAGUUGUCCGCAUUUCUGGGUCUGCACCAGUCUUCUGCUUUAUCGUUGGCGCCCUUCUCGUUUGGGCUUUCCUGGGUAUUCGUUUUGGAAAAUCAGCUAAAUGGACUGCCGUCAUUUCAGAUGUGCAGGCGAUCCUGUGCUACGUGUUCGACUCUUUCCUCAUGCGCCAACUGCUCCGCGAAUACUCCGAGCAGCAGGAGGCCAUGGCCCAGAUGAAGUCGAGACGGAACAGCCAUGAGCGAAUGCUGACGAAGCUCAAGAACAAGCUGGGGCCGGAGGGAGUCUGUCAUGUAUCACAAAUCAGCAGCAAUCGCACCUUGGAUGCGCUGGAUCAAGGGACGCGGACACAAGGCUGGUUUGCGCGGAUGAUCAUCUUCUCCGCGUGGGCGUUCGGACAUAUCAUCACCGUGGGCAUGUAUUGGGUCUGCAUCUUCAUCUGGCUGGGCUUCGGACACUACUGUGGCUGGACGGACCAGUGGCAGCUGUACAUCAAUUCAGCAACAUCAGCCCUGAUGGUCCUGGUCUUCGCUUUUCUGGAUUGCCUACGCGAGUGCUAUGCCGACUAUGUCAACAAUUGCCUGGACGCCAUCUUCCGCCUCGAUGCCACGCUCGAGAAGGAGCUCCGCUGCAUCACCGACGACAAUCUGCCGAACGAACCCGAGGUAAUCCAGCCGCCGCGUGAGAACCCACUGCAAGUAGCCGUAUUCUACUACGCCGACAUCAUCGGGACCCUGGUCGGGAUUAUCAUCCUGGUGGCCGUCAUCGUCGCAUGGGCCGCCGUCGGACCGGUCUUCCACUUCAACGACAACUGGUGGCUCCUGAUCGGUACAUAUGCGGGACUGGUCGGGCUAUUUGACAGUUUCAUUCUGCGGAAUGUCCAAGGCAAGGUGAAGGAGUACACGGUCGGACAAGUCCAGAGCCUGGAGAAAAGAGACAUGACGCUCUUCGCCAAGACACAGAUGGCCAUUCCGCCCAAAGACGAUCUUGAUACAUCGUCUGUCACCCACCGGAUCUCGAUCGCGAUGGGGAAUGUCUGCUCGCAUCUGCUGAUGGUGGUUGCCGGCUUCUUGCUGACUAUUGGGUGUGUGAUCGGCUCGAGUGCGAUGCGGUGGAGUACGACGGGGCAGUUGAUUUCGAAUAUCCCGCCCAGUAUCAUCGAGACCUUCUUCAUGCUUAUCUUAAUCACUGGCCAGAAUGAUGCAGAUGCCGGCGCGAGGGUGGAUAUGACGAAUAUCUAUCACCGUCGACAGAGACUCUUGUGGUUUGUGAAGGAUGCUCGGGAAUACUUGGGGACUCGAGAGUCGGCAGAUCUCGCUAGGAAGGGAGAAAAUUAG
Molecule: messenger RNA, 1509 nt
Organism: Aspergillus nomiae NRRL 13137
Lineage: Eukaryota; Fungi; Ascomycota; Eurotiomycetes; Eurotiales; Aspergillaceae
Exons: 1
Coding region: 1-1509 (502 amino acids)
Biological process (GO): transmembrane transport
Source: RefSeq, a predicted model, not a curated record